AUGGAUCUGAAGCGUGUGAGGGUUCCUGGACUGGAAGAUUUACUGUACAUGAGAUGUAACAUUACGGAACUGUUGAAUACUCAAGCUCAACUGUCACGUACUGGACUAUGUUCAGGUAAUAGUCAACUAAUAGAGAACAUAUUACCUUCGACCAUAUGUUCUACAAAUAUUUAUGAUAAAUUGUUGAAUGAAUGCCAUUUUGAUAAUAUGAUUCAUCGGUCUAAUCCAGUCCCACGUGCUGUAUGUAUUCAGGGAAUAAUUGAAGACGAUGGUAGUUAUCUAUUAUACAGACAUUCAGUCGAUAUUCAACUAAUAUUACACUCCUACACACAAACUGUUCAAUCUAUUGCUGAUUAUUUAUCCAAUUAUAUGAAUCAACGUUUUAAUCAUGCAUUAAUUCAACAUUAUCGAACUGCUAAUGAUAAUAUAUUGUCUCACUCCGAUAAAACGUUAGACAUAAUUAAAAAUAGUUUAAUUGAUGAAUUAUUAUAUGCAGCCAAUCGGUUUUCGACUAUGAAUGAUAUUGAUACGGUAAAAGCUGAAUGGUCACGCCUCAAGAAUGCGUUUGAUGCAGAAAACUUAAAUGAUUUUGAUUGGGAAUAUUAUUAUGAAAAUGGCUUUGAUAUUAUUGAUAAAAGUUCAUUAAUGGAAUCAUACAAACGAACAGCAGUCAGUAAGGAAAAUGAUGAUCAAGACUUCGUUACAUGA
Molecule: messenger RNA, 708 nt
Organism: Didymodactylos carnosus
Lineage: Eukaryota; Metazoa; Rotifera; Eurotatoria; Philodinida; Philodinidae
Source: the annotation of a GenBank genome assembly